UACGUCUUUUUUCUGCUUCACAGACUCAGGCGAAGAGGUGCAAGAGAGCAGUAUGGUUACAAUGAGGUUGUUUUGAAAGGAGCGGGGAAGAAGCUGAGCCUUAUUGGGCAAACAUGUGCGGUGUGUUUAGACGAGUUCCGCAGCAGGGACGAGCUUGGAGUGUGCUCAUGUUCUCACGCCUUUCACAAGAAGUGUCUGAUGAAAUGGUUAGAGAUCCGCAGUGUCUGCCCCAUGUGCAACAAGCCCAUUUGUCGCCUCCUUCCCCCACCCCAACAAGCUCAAGAGCAGCCCCAGAGUCUCUUGGAGGUCUGACAGGGGGAUGGAUGUCCAGCAGCACCUUACACUCCAGUCACUUGACACCUGUCACUAUGGGCGCUGUUUCCCAAUCCUACAGAUGGUGGUUUAGGUAUAAUGCAAACAUUUUAAGACAGAGCUUCUCUGGAAGUAGAAAUGAUAAGUGCAGAGCCAAAGAGCCUAAAAUAUGUGGAGGGAGAUUAUAACACUAACACAGGGGUGGAAAAGGUAAUAAUUAU
Notothenia coriiceps (black rockcod) is the source of this 533-nucleotide messenger RNA. Its product is annotated as RING finger protein 122. Lineage: Eukaryota; Metazoa; Chordata; Actinopteri; Perciformes; Nototheniidae. The annotation marks the transcript as partial. Gene Ontology annotation, biological process: protein ubiquitination. The record is from RefSeq and is a predicted model, not a curated record. The transcript has 4 exons. Gene Ontology annotation, molecular function: zinc ion binding; ubiquitin protein ligase activity.